AUGGCCUUGCAAAUACAACUUCUGAAUCAACAAUUAGUUAGGUUCAAAGAUGGUGACAGAAUGGAAGACAUUGUUAAUAGGGAGAAAGGAAAAAAUUCAAUGUUGAUGACAUUUUUCAAGAAUAAUAAAGCAGACUCCAAUGCGAGAAAAUAUUUGUAUAAGGAUUUUCCCAAACAUUUUACAUGGAAUCGGAGCAACCAUUGUUGGAGGACCGGGAAACAUAAACCAAUGAUUGGUCGACUGGUUUAUGUUAAUCCAACUGAAGGAGGGAGAUACUACCUACGCCUGCUUUUAUGUCAUAUUACCGGGCCUACCUGCUUUGAAGAUUUAUACACAUCCAAUGGUGUAUUACACUCUACAUUUCGAAAAGAAACUCUUGAAAGAGGUUUAAUAGAGACUGAUGAUAAUUUAUCACAAUAUCUUGUAGAGGCUUCCUUAUUUCAAUUUCCUGGUGCACUUAGAAGGUUAUACGUGACGAUGCUGAUUUUUUGUGAACCAGGAAAUGUUCGCAAGUUAUGGGACGACCACUAUAGUUCUCUUUCUGAAGAUAACAGGAAACACUAUGGAUGUGCCGAACGAGAGCAAAAUAUGGUCCUCAUCAAUAUUAUAGUCUUCCUAGAAUCUAUGAGUAAAAAGCUUAGUGAUUACGACCUUCCAAAUGUCAGCACACACAUCGAUUUACAAUCAAGAGGCUAUCGUGAGGGCGUGUUCUCCAUAGAUGGUCCCGGUGGAAAUGGAAAGACAUUUUUGUACAAAGCUUUGUUGGCCAAUAUUUGUGCCUGUGGUCUUAUUGCACUUGCAACUUCUACGUCAGGUGUUACGGCUAACAACAUGCCAGGAGGGAGAACAACUCAUUCAAGAUUUGGAAUUCCCCUUAAUAUUGUUAAUAAAUCAAUGUGCAAGAUCACUAAACAAAGCGGCAAGGCUCAGCUACUUCGCGAGGCAAAGCUCCCUUUUGGUGGAAAGAUAAUGGUUAUGGUAGGUGACUUUAGACAAGUAUUGUCGGUCAUGAAACGUGGAACUCGAGCACAAACUAUGGACUCUAGCUUACGAAUGUCACCUCUAUGGGAUUCAGCUAAAAGGCUUCGAUUAAAUAUCAACAUGAGAGCGGUAAAUGACCAAUGGUUUUUUGAUUUAUCAUUACAAGUCGGUGAUGGAAAGGAGGAAACAUUGGACGAGUCCUUUAUUCGUAUACCUAAUAACAUAUCCAUUCCAUACACCGAUAAAACUAAUUUAGUGGACGCUCUGAUUGAUGAAAUAUUUCAUUCUUUGCAAUCCAACGACACCAAUUCAAAAUUUAUCAUUUCGAGGGUGAUAUUGUCAACUAAAAAGGAAAGUGUUGAUGAGAUUAAUAAUAAGCUGAUCGAACGAUUUUCUGGGGAGUAA
Messenger RNA from Lactuca saligna, 1386 nucleotides. Lineage: Eukaryota; Viridiplantae; Streptophyta; Magnoliopsida; Asterales; Asteraceae. The record is from the annotation of a GenBank genome assembly.